Messenger RNA from Ambispora gerdemannii, 316 nucleotides. NCBI's taxonomy places the organism in Eukaryota, Fungi, Glomeromycota, Glomeromycetes, Archaeosporales, Ambisporaceae. The record is from the annotation of a GenBank genome assembly.
AACAGGAUAUAGAUGAACUUAAAAAAGAAUUAGAAUCUAAGAAAAAUCGUAAAUUUCAGGAAAAAUGUAUUCUAAUAGCCCAGAUACUUCUUAAUGAGGAGCCUAUGGUUGAAUAUCGACCAUCUUUUAUGGAAGGAUUAGAACUUGAUGCCUUUUUCCGACAUCAUCGAAUUGCAUUGGAGGUCCAAGGAGCACAACAUCGACUUCAUAGUACUAGUUGGUAUAAAGAUAUUAAAAAACUCGAGGAUAUUGUUAAUCGUGAUCGGAAAAAAAGAACCCUAUGUCAACUUAAUGGGAUUUAUCUUCUUGAGAUAUG